CAUUGGCAAAGGAAAGUCCGGUACAAAGUUGGGCCUUAAAAGUUAGUCUGUUUUUCCUGACAUUCAACAGAAGGAGCGUUUCUUCUAAGAUGUCUGAGCAAUAUACAAGGUACAAAGGGAUUCUCUUCCCUUCUUUCUACUGUACUAUGGAAUCUCUCAGUUACGCAGAGAAUGAGUUUCAGGUUAGAGAUGAUGACAUCUUCAUUGUUACAUAUCCAAAAUCAGGGACCAACUGGAUGAUAGAAAUCUUAAGUCUGAUUUUGAAAAAUGGAGACCCAACAUGGUGCCAGACAGUGCUAAUCUAUGACAGAUCCCCAUGGUAUGAAGUGUGUAUUACAAAAGAGAUCUUAGAAAACAACUGCUCACAGCGACUCAUCACCUCUCACCUUCCAAUCCAUCUUUUUGCUAAGUCCUUCUACAACUCCAAAGCAAAGGUUGUUUAUGUGGCUCGAGAUCCAAGAGAUACUUUAGUGUCGCUUCAUUACUUUUACCAUAUCUCUGUAUUCUUGAAAGAUCCUGAGAAUUUCCAGGAAAGUCUAGAAAACUUCCUGAAAGGGGAAGAAGUAGAAGAUCACGUACGUUAUCACACGUACUCCACAGACACAGUGAGAAGGAGUAUCGUGCUCGUGUGGCAGACUGAUGUGCUGCAUUUGAUGAAGGAACUGAAGUGUUUUCUGUUUUUUGAAACAGGAGUUUCUGGUGACUGGAAGAACCAUUUCACUGUUGCCCAGAGUGAACUUUUUGAUGCUGUUUACAAGGAGAGGAUGAAAGAUAUAAAUAUGAAGUUUAUCUGGGAUUAGAUUUUUAUCAUGAAAGGCUGGUUCCGUAUUUGGGACAGUUAUACUGAAAUGGCAUAUGGUGCAUUAUGACAUCUCACACUGAUAUCUUAAAAAGAGAGCUAAAACAGACUGUAAUUUAUGAAGAUAUUCUUGGUUUAAACCUUCAGUGUAGGUAUAUUUUAUAAAAUGUUCUGCAUUUUAUGAGAAAGAUAACUUACGGUGAUAAAGAUUGUAUUUAUGUAUAUGUUUGUGUUUUAUAAUUGCACGCAUUUCACAUGGCUGUAAAACUAUGAUUCAUGGCAGUAUUUAAAGAGCAUUGAGACUUUGAGAGUCUUUCUCAGUGUUUAUAGGAAAACAAUAUAAUCAGACAUGAUGUAUUAGUGGGAGAGCAAAUGUAGUGGAAGGAA
Molecule: messenger RNA, 1186 nt
Organism: Protopterus annectens (West African lungfish)
Lineage: Eukaryota; Metazoa; Chordata; Ceratodontiformes; Protopteridae
Product: sulfotransferase 2B1-like
Exons: 6
Coding region: 90-800 (236 amino acids)
Biological process (GO): sulfation
Cellular component (GO): cytoplasm
Molecular function (GO): sulfotransferase activity
Source: RefSeq, a predicted model, not a curated record